Molecule: messenger RNA, 881 nt
Organism: [Torrubiella] hemipterigena
Lineage: Eukaryota; Fungi; Ascomycota; Sordariomycetes; Hypocreales; Clavicipitaceae
Source: the annotation of a GenBank genome assembly
CAUCCACAUACACAUAGUCAAGUCUCUUGCAAAAUGAAGGCUUCAUUCGCUACUAUCGUAUGGUGGGCACUACCUCUCGUUGUGCGAGCUAAUCACUCCGAGUUUACGCACCAUCCGCACCAUGUCGUAUUCGACCGACCAGGAAUUGACAAGUGCGGCAAGGAGGCGGGCACGGAAGAAUAUCUCAAGCUACUCUUCAAGGCUCUCAACGGUGCUGAUUCCGGUCAGGGCUGGCUCAGCGUCGACGACUACUGCAACGACUCCAUCUGCGUCACCGUGGCCGGCAAUUACGCCGAUAGCUACGCCGGAGCGCAAGCCAGCUUUGGUAUGCUCAAUGGACUCAAGGCUAUCUACCAGGAGAAUUACGUCUGCACUUCCCACCGAAGCUGUGACCCAAUGGGCAUCUGUCACGAAGAUCGCGAGUUCCACGAGGAGUACCUGGCGCUAGCAGCAUUUGGCAUCAAGCGCGAUGAUGGCCACGACACACUGCUCCAGGUGCGCGUCAAGAAGAACCCUGCCUCGUCUACUCACUGCCCCGAGGACGAAGUGGCGUUGGCGACUACCUUUGCAGACUAUUCUGGCAACUCUUACACUGGACCGGUUACCUUAUUCUGCAAGAUCUUGGGCGGUGGCAAGCGCGAGAUUGAGCAAGAGCCGCGUCGCACUAUUUUUGUCAACCGCAACGAGACGAUCUGUCUGGGAUCUACAGGGUGGUGCCUUGAGUAAAGAGCUGCCUUCUUUUACUCUAUAGCGUUAUAUAAGGGAAGUCCAGGUGAGUGGGCCACACGUACGAGUGGUCCUCCUCCCUAAGCUCGCAAAUAUAACGAGCAAAUGAGCAUGAGAAUUAGAGCCAAGUAGUAUAAAUAUUAGUAUAAAAAGAC